AUGCCAACUGCUACAGAGUGCACUAGGGACUGUAUGAAUCAAUACAGCACAGACACAGCACAUACAAGGAACAGGAGGGUGUGGAAAGAUUGUAACAAGCUAAAGUCAAAGAUGGCUGCCAGUAUCACAGUCCAUUCAGUGCUUGAUAAGAUCAGGAAGGAUCAUCUAGAAUGUCCAAUAUGCACCAAUCGCUUCAUCAAUCCAACAAUGCUAGACUGUCUACACAGCUUCUGCUUCACAUGCCUCAAGGAGCUUCACCAACAAGAUCCUAACAACUCCAUCCUACUGUGUCCUCUGUGCAGAAAGAAAACAACACUAGAAGACAACAAGGUUGACAGUCUACCUAAGGACUUUAAAAUCAAUGCCCUGGUGGAUGAGUUUACUGUUCAGGAGCAACUCAUUGAGGGUCAUGGGUCAGAGGUCAAAUGUCAAGCCUGUAAUGAUGAACAGCAUGCAGCAAUUGCCAGGUGUGUAAACUGUGAUUAUUUCCUUUGUCAGGAUUGCCAAAAUGCACAUCAACGUUUUCCUGUUACUAAAUCUCAUCAGGUCUACAUGCUGGCACAGCUGCAUUCCGGAGAAGUCAACUACAAGUACAGGAGUAAAAUCAGGGAGUAUAUUCCAAAGUGUGACAAGCACAGUGAUCAGACUCUGAACAUCUACUGCAACACAUGCCAGAACUUAGAAUGCACAACUUGUACCAUUCUUGAUCAUGGCAAUCCAAACAUGACCUUAUUGGUAUACCUGAGGCUUUGGAUAAAAGCAAACAGGAAGUCGCAGAGCUGGUUGCAAAAGCUGAGAAAUGCAAGGCUGAAAUUCAAACUGCCAUGGAACAAGCUAGUGAGUCUCGCAAGAAACUGGAAUCUUCAUAUGCUGAAACCAAUAUGA
This is a messenger RNA of Asterias rubens (European starfish), 885 nucleotides long. Its product is annotated as E3 ubiquitin-protein ligase TRIM71-like. Gene Ontology annotation, cellular component: nucleoplasm; chromatin. The record is from RefSeq and is a predicted model, not a curated record. NCBI's taxonomy places the organism in Eukaryota, Metazoa, Echinodermata, Asteroidea, Forcipulatida, Asteriidae. Gene Ontology annotation, molecular function: ubiquitin-protein transferase activity; zinc ion binding. Bases 1 to 885 code for a protein of 294 amino acids. Gene Ontology annotation, biological process: positive regulation of DNA-templated transcription. The transcript is spliced from 2 exons.